CUCGCCUCACCAUAUCACAAAUCGUAACUUACCACUCCCCAACACACACACGCUAGCACACUAGCACAAACGACCAUCUACCGCACUAACAUCAAAUACCCAUUUGAAGUCGCUACUUUCUGGAAGAAUUCAUCAAGCAAUUGAUUCUGGUGAGUUCCACCAGCAGCACCGCGCGGGGAAAAGGAAAAAGAAGCAAGAAAUCAAGAAUGCUGUCAUCCAACAAGAACAAAGUGUUUGAGAGUUUAGCUUUCUUAAUUUUCUGAUGUUGAAGCUUGUAUAUUCGUUAUUUUGAGGUUUCUGAGUACAUUUUCUUGCUUCAAUCUGAAAGAAAGGAUAUAUGACUUUUGAGAGCAAGGAUAAUCCUGCAACAAUGAGCAGUGUUACGAAGAAACAAGAAAAUCAAAAACAUCAAUUUUCUAGGGAUGUCAUGUUGGGUAGUGAGUUAUGGACAAAUGGGCUAAUAUGUGCUUUUGAGUUCAUAAGAGGCAAUAGGAAGCUACUUUCUUCAGGUUCUGGCUUAAAAGCUGACAAGUCACAGAAGCCGGUAUUAAAAUCUCAAUCGACUAAUCUCUUGACCCAACAUUUAUGUAAGUACAACAAUUCUGGAUCAUCCCUUCAAACAGAUUUAGAAGAUAUUCACAUUGAUACUGCAGACGGUCAAUCUCAAUGUCAAGAGCACCAUUUGGGCUGUUAUCAUCCCCGAGAAAGAAAUUAUUGGAUGCCAAUAGGCUGGGAAAGGAUUUCUGAACUCAUUCUGACGGUGCAAGUUGACGCUGAUUGGGCCUCUCAACCCAUUGAAAUAGCUGAUGAAGAUGACAUAACUGUUGCAGAUGUUGCAGCUCCCUACUGGGAACGUCCUGUGGGGCCCACUUGGUGGUGCCAUGUAAAUGCAAGUCACCCUUUUGUCAAUUCAUGGUUGAGUAAUGCUCAAUGGUUACAUCCUGCAAUCAGCAUUGCCUUGCGAGAUGAGAGUAAGCUGAUAAGUGAACGUAUGAAACACCUCCUGUAUGAGGUUCCUGUUAGAGUUGCUGGUGGACUACUGUUCGAGCUGUUAGGCCAAUCAGUUGGUGAUCCUGUUGCGGAAGAAGAUGACAUCCCAGUCGUUAUACGAUCUUGGCAAGCACAGAACUUUUUGUUGACUGCGUUGCAUGUUAAAGGAUCUUCAUCACACACUAACAUUUUGGGUGUUUCAGAAGUUCAGGAAUUGCUUGCGGCUGGAGGUAGUAAUAUACCACGAUCAAGUCAUGAGGUGAUAGCCCUCCUUGCUUGUCGCCUUGCCCGUUGGGAUGAUAGAUUAUUUCGCAAAUACAUUUUUGGGGCAGCAGAUGAAGUUGAGUUGAAGUUCAUGAAUAGGAGAACUCAUGAGGACAUGCAUAUGUUUAGCAUAAUUCUGAACCAGGAGAUUAGAAGACUUUCAACAGAGGUGAUUAGAGUGAAGUGGUCUCUACAUGCGAGGGAGGAGAUUGUGUUUGAACUCCUCCAACAUGUACGGGGGAAUGCAGCAAGGAUUUUGCUGGAAGGAAUAAAAAAGAGCACAAGGACAAUGAUUCAAGAGCAAGAAGCAGUUCGUGGUCGCUUGUUUACAAUACAGGAUGUCAUGCAGAGUACUGUUCGUGCAUGGUUGCAGGAUCAAAGCCUGAGAGUUCAACACAACCUGGGAGUAUUUGGAGGUUGUGGCCUUGUUCUUUCCAUUAUCACUGGGCUCUGGGGCAUAAAUGUGGAUGGGAUCCCAGGAUCUGAUAGGUCCCCUUAUGC
This is a messenger RNA of Sesamum indicum (sesame), 1755 nucleotides long. RefSeq lists its product as uncharacterized. Gene Ontology annotation, molecular function: metal ion transmembrane transporter activity. NCBI's taxonomy places the organism in Eukaryota, Viridiplantae, Streptophyta, Magnoliopsida, Lamiales, Pedaliaceae. Gene Ontology annotation, biological process: transmembrane transport; metal ion transport. Gene Ontology annotation, cellular component: membrane. The record is from RefSeq and is a predicted model, not a curated record.